Olea europaea var. sylvestris is the source of this 921-nucleotide messenger RNA. RefSeq names its product transcription factor bHLH162-like. Gene Ontology annotation, cellular component: RNA polymerase II transcription regulator complex. Bases 167 to 853 code for a protein of 228 amino acids. Gene Ontology annotation, molecular function: DNA-binding transcription factor activity, RNA polymerase II-specific; protein dimerization activity; RNA polymerase II transcription regulatory region sequence-specific DNA binding. The record is from RefSeq and is a predicted model, not a curated record. Lineage: Eukaryota; Viridiplantae; Streptophyta; Magnoliopsida; Lamiales; Oleaceae. Gene Ontology annotation, biological process: regulation of transcription by RNA polymerase II. The transcript is spliced from 3 exons.
GCUAAUACACCUGAAAUAUUGAUUUAUGAUUACCCGCCAAAAAAAAAAUAAUAAUAAAAUUUCGUAUUCUCGUACGUAUAUAAAUACCAAAACAGAUCAAGAAUGUCAUCAAAGAUUUUAUACGUAAAUAAUCCAUGCUAGUGGUGUGAUUGAUUUCAGUGUGUAAAUGAUGGAAAUGGAAAAGGUUAAGUUCAGAUUAUGUUCUUCUUCAACUCGAGCUCCAAGAAUUGAAAGAAAAAUUUCUGAGAAGAACAGAAGAAAUCGGAUGAAGAUUCUCUACUCUAACCUCUUCGGUCUCCUUCCAAAUCAUGGCCUCAAGCAAGCAAUGCCAUUACCUGAUCAAAUAGACGAAGUAGUGACGUAUAUCGAAAGUUUAAAGAUGAAGCUGGAGAAGAUGAAGGAGACGAGGGUAUCCUUGUUACCAAGGAAAAUAUCAAAUUCUUGCAUCAUUACAAAUGAAAUUCAAGCCAACACACAGUCUCCACCACCUUUAGUAGAAGUUCAAGACAUGGGACCAAAUAUGGAUGUCAUUUUAGUUACUGGGCUCGAUCAUUUUUCAAUGUUUUAUAACAUACUUCACUUGCUUCAUGAAGAUAGUAUUGAAGUUGUCAAUGCAACUUUUUCUGUGCAUGGAAAUUCCUCCUUCCAAAUCGUCCAUGACAAGAUUUUGAAAUCAAGUAUGGGAUUUGGAGCUACAACAAUGAAAAGAAGGAUAAAUGAUUUGAUUCGUGGAUACGCAUGCAGUGAAGUAGAAUCAAAUUAUGAUUUAUGGGAUUAUGAAAUCCAAACUGAUAUUUGGGGAUUCAAUGCUGCAGAAGUGACAAAUGCUUAUAGCAGUUUCGUCUAUUGUUAAGGGGUUUUAAAAUUAAACUGAUCAUAUAAUAUAUUGAGAUUGUAUCAGACAUCAUCAAUGUUUUAAGA